Ustilaginoidea virens is the source of this 1047-nucleotide messenger RNA. RefSeq lists its product as uncharacterized. Gene Ontology annotation, biological process: metabolite repair. The record is from RefSeq and is a predicted model, not a curated record. The transcript is spliced from 4 exons. Lineage: Eukaryota; Fungi; Ascomycota; Sordariomycetes; Hypocreales; Clavicipitaceae. Gene Ontology annotation, molecular function: ATP-dependent NAD(P)H-hydrate dehydratase activity. Bases 1 to 1047 code for a protein of 348 amino acids.
AUGGGCGGGGGCAACCACCAAGACGGCAACAACAUGUCGGCCUCGGCGCGAGAAACGCUUGGCAAAGUGCGUCGAAUGAUUCCCCCGAUGCUUGACAAAUUCCACAAAGGACAGCUGGGCCGGGUAGCCGUGAUUGGCGGAAGUCGGGAUUACACGGGCGCGCCCUACUUUUCUGCCAUGGCCAGCGCCAGGUUAGGAUGCGACAUGUCUCACGUCAUCUGCACGCCGGCCGCGGCGGCCGUCAUCAAGACGUACUCGCCCGACCUCAUGGUUCAUCCGUUGAUGCGCCAGUCCCCGUCGGACGGGGGACACGCUGCCGCCGCCGCCGCCGCCGACGCGGAGGACGUCUCGGCCGGCAUAAUCGACAUGCUGCCCCGGCUUGACGUCCUCGUCGUCGGUCCCGGGCUGGGCCGCGACCCGCUGAUGCUGGAGACGGUUUCGCGCGUGGUCCGGGCCGCGCGAGGCAGCCGGAUGCCCGUCGUCUUGGACGCCGACGCCCUCCAGCUGGUCCAGCGGGACCCGGACCUGGUCAGAGGAUACCGGCAGGCGGUGCUCACGCCCAACGUCGUCGAGUUUGGCCGCCUCCGCAGCGCGCUGGGCCUCGACGACGCGGGCGACGAGGACGGGAGCGAGACGGCCAAGGUCGAGGCUCUGGCCGCGGCGCUGGGGGGCGUCACCGUCGUCCAGAAAGGGCGCAGCGACUUCGUCUCCAACGGGGACGCGACCUUGGUCAACGACAUGGAGGGCGGGAGGAAGCGGAGCGGCGGGCAGGGAGACACGCUGACGGGGUCGAUUGCCACGUUCCUGGCUUGGCGGAGGGCGUACCUGGACAGGAUCUGGGAUGUCGGGCGCGAUCUCCUGGGGGAAGAUGAGUCGAUUGGGCUGGCUGCCUUUGGCGGCAGCGCCAUCACAAGGGAAUGCUCCCGACUUUCGUUUAUUAAAAGAGGCCGGAGCCUCGUCGCUAGUGACUUGACCGACGAGGUUCACAGCGCCUUCUUGGGCUUGUUUGGCGAGGUCGAUGGGGAUCCGAGCGGGUCGCGACUCUGA